This is a messenger RNA of Theileria orientalis strain Shintoku, 1587 nucleotides long. RefSeq lists its product as uncharacterized. Gene Ontology annotation, molecular function: protein binding. NCBI's taxonomy places the organism in Eukaryota, Apicomplexa, Aconoidasida, Piroplasmida, Theileriidae. Gene Ontology annotation, cellular component: nucleolus; small-subunit processome; 90S preribosome. The transcript has 12 exons. The record is from RefSeq and is a predicted model, not a curated record. Gene Ontology annotation, biological process: maturation of SSU-rRNA from tricistronic rRNA transcript (SSU-rRNA, 5.8S rRNA, LSU-rRNA). Bases 1 to 1587 code for a protein of 528 amino acids.
AUGGCAGCAACUGUUAAAAAUACAGAUUUUAUUUAUCGCAAAUUGUUUGGACCUAAGGACUACAAGAAAAAAAAAUCAAUUUCAAACAAAAAUGUUCACAAAAACAAGAGCUUACUAGAACAUUCGAAAAAGGACGUUGAACACACAUCAAUCAUACUUCCUAAUGAACCUGGUUAUAUAGUUGCUUCCGAGGAUGAGAAGACGUAUAGCUUGACGCAGGAUAAACUACUGUCCAUUGUUGACCAAGGAACUAAGAAAAAGGCCCUGAAUUUGAACUUGUCAUAUGGACCCUAUUUUGUUGAUUUCUCACCGAACGGGCGCUAUAUGUUACUAGGAGGCGAAAAGGGGCAGCUCUCAAUGAUUUGUAUGCAAACAUACAAGGAUUUCUUUGAUAUAUCGGUAAAGGAGGCCAUAAGGGACGUGAAGAUGCUCCACAAUCACACGAUGUUGGCUGUUGCUCAAAAGAAGUAUAUUCACAUUUACGAUAACAGCGGCUCGGAAGUAUAUAUCUUGAGAGAUCGAAUGUUGACUUACAAGCUGGAGUACCUCUAUUACCAUUACCUGCUGGUUUCCAUAGGAGAAUUUGGACAAUUAUGUUAUCAAGACGUAUCGACGGGAGAAUUAGUAGCAAGACAUAACACGAAAAAGGGCCCCUGUAACGUAAUGUGCCAAAACAAGAGUAAUGCAGUAAUACACCUGGGACACAACGAUGGAUUGGUAUCACUGUACGUACCAAAUAUGCCAAAGGAUGUUGUUAAGAUGCUAUGCCAUAAAGGGCCAAUUACGACACUGUGUGUCCACAAUAACUACAUGGUUUCAUCAGGAUUUGAUGGGUAUUGGAAGGUCUGGGACCUGAGAAACUAUAAAGAGUGCUUAACAAGGCAGUACUUUGGAUCCAAGCCGCCGACAUGUGCCUCGGUCAGCCAGACAGGGAUACUGGCCUUGAAUUUUGGUGGAAGACUAGAGUUUUACAAUGACCUUUUCAAAGAUAAAGUAAAGGCAAGUCUGUACUUGAAGCACCAGUUCCACUCUCAAGAAAUAAAGUCGGUUGCCUUUCAACCAUUUGAAGACGUGUGCGCAGUUGGUACCACGUAUGGCAUUUCAACGCUGAUCGUACCAGGGUCAGGGCACGCAAACUUCGAUGCCCUGGAACAGAAUCCAUAUGAAACAGGAAAGAUCGCAAAGGAUAGAGAAGUGCAAAGGCUGCUUGAGAAGCUGCCCCCGGAUUCAAUUACACUCAACACACAGCCAGUCGGAAGUUACUCCAGAGACCUCUCAAGCGUCCAGUUCUCUAAAGAGGAGUUAGAAAAGGCAGAAGAAGAGAAGGCAGGCUCCGGCUUAAAGAAGAAGAAGAAAACAAGGAAGAGGUCGGACAAGCACUCGGCGAAAUACAAGGCCGCAAAAUACAAUAAAACGUUCAUGAGAAGGCAGCAGGCAGUUGUGGAUAGGAUAAAGAGCAUGAAGGAAUCAGGAAAGGAUGUAGAUGAUGCUAAGAAGAAGAUACUGCGUAAAAUGACGAAAAAGGACGUCGUAAAGGGACAAAUAAGGGGAGCAGCCUUAUCAAGGUUUUUUAAAAAAACAGACUAA